AUGCGCGGCCCCCGGAGAGGUCUUAUGCCUCCCGGCUCCGCUCUCGGAGGCUCCCCGCGGGGCCCGACCUCGGGCACCGCGGAGGCCGAAGGCGACGAGGAGCAGACGCCGGGGUUGGUCGAGGACAGGCGGCGGGCCGCGCGGAGCUCCUCCCGUCGGAGCUCUGAGGGCUCCUCCCCCUGCGCUGCGGGCCUUGCGCUGCCCCGACGGGCUGGCGCCCCCUCCAAGCCCCGCCGGCGCGCAGGAGGGAGCCGCGCGCGGCGCGCGGCGCGGCCCGAGCCAUCGGGGCAUGCGUGCGGCCACCCGCAGGAAAAACAACAAAAAACGGGGCGCGCCGAGACGGAGCGGCGCCGCCGCACAUAG
Molecule: messenger RNA, 363 nt
Organism: Prorocentrum cordatum
Lineage: Eukaryota; Dinophyceae; Prorocentrales; Prorocentraceae
Source: the annotation of a GenBank genome assembly